UUUGUCAAGGACCACGUUAGCCGGACAGCUAGUAAUCAAGGUUAACUGGGGGUUCUGCACUUAUAUGAAUCCUCGAAUUCACAGUCAUCCGUCAAGGUCGAUCCGAUGCGUUCAUUCUUCAAUAAACCUUCUUGGGCAAGCAGGGGAGAUGAAACCCAGGAUGUCAAAUUUUAUCGACAUGCUAGUCAGGUAUACAAUGACAUAGUUUCCGCAAAUCGAGAUGCACUACGUGCCAAUCAUACCCAAGCAACACGACUUAAACGGCGACGUACUUCGAAUGAGAACCAUGGGGAUGACACAUUAUCUGUGCGGACCUGCAAGGGCUAUGAGGCAGCUGGUGAUUGUCAAAUAUCGUCCUACAACUCAGUUGACCAGUGCAAGUCUGCGCAGGAAAGCGAAGAUGAUCUUGACUAUCAUGUCCCAGAUGCACCACAGCACGAACCAAGAUUCGACGAUGAAUAUGGUUUUAACCACACAAAACUAAGAAUUGCGGUAAAGCCUCGCGAUGAAGUUGUUGCUACUGGUACAACAGCCGCAAAUGAUAUGGGCGGAAGCAGAAGCGCGCACAUGGACACCUCCCAAUCCUCGAAUAUGCCGAGUCCUACUGAACCAACCAUGACUAUCAGCACGCAUAUCCCAUCAUCUGAUGACGCAACAGUCCAGAUUCUCAUCACGUCGAGCAUUAAUCACACUAAACCGCUCAUAGUCCGCCGGAAAAUGCAUCAACCGUUGAAAGAUGUCCGUCUGGCGUGGUUUAAUCGUCAAGCUCUGCCGAAAGAAUUACAGUCUUCUAUAUUCUUGACCUGGAAAGGAAAAAGGCUUUUUGAUGUUACUACAUGUCGCAGUCUGGGAAUUGGAGCCAAGGGCGGCCAUGCAUAUGGAACCGAUGUAUACGGGUUCCCGCGAAAUGACUGCCCGGAUUUACAAGUUCACAUGGAAGCUACCACUGAAAAUUGUCUCGACCUUAAUGUCGACAACACACUACCUUUUGCUAACUUGGAGCAAAAUCUCGGAUCCGCCGCUGGAGAGCCAUCGCUUAACAGUCUUGUUUUCAAGUCCCCCGGGAUUGAUGAUCUUAGAUUGAAAGUUAGCCCCCAGUUGCAGGUCUCACAGCUGAUCUGUUUGUACCGCGAAGCUAGACAAAUCCCCCAAGAACACGAUGUUUACCUAAUAUUUGACGGUGAGCGCUUGGAGUCUGAUCAUGUCCUAGCCGAAUAUGAUCUUGAAAAUGAUGAUCUUCUGGAUGUAAUAGUCAAGUGACAAUUUUCGUGGAUCUACUACUCAGUUCUAAGAGCUGCUUGUUCAAUUUGGUCGUCCUGGUUACCCAAAUAUGACAUAGCACGUGAUGCACACGCCUUAGGCCUAGGCAAAGGAAAGCCAAG
Aspergillus homomorphus CBS 101889 is the source of this 1382-nucleotide messenger RNA. Its product is annotated as small ubiquitin-related modifier domain-containing protein. Gene Ontology annotation, molecular function: protein binding. The transcript has 2 exons. The record is from RefSeq and is a predicted model, not a curated record. Lineage: Eukaryota; Fungi; Ascomycota; Eurotiomycetes; Eurotiales; Aspergillaceae. Bases 106 to 1260 code for a protein of 384 amino acids.